Staurois parvus is the source of this 347-nucleotide messenger RNA. The record is from the annotation of a GenBank genome assembly. NCBI's taxonomy places the organism in Eukaryota, Metazoa, Chordata, Amphibia, Anura, Ranidae.
GACAAAAAAUGGAACACACCAGCAGUGUGAGGAGACCUGAAAGUGGCACAUGGCAGAGUGUGGCGAUGGAGACAGCAGCAAUGGGAGGCCGUACAGGGACCCAUGAGACACUCUGGACCUGGCAGCAGCAUGAGGAGGCGGUACAGGGGCCCAUGGCAGAUUAGGGGCCUGGCAGCAGCUAUGGGAGGCCCGUAAUCUGCCAGCACCCUAUGACAAAAAAUGGAACACACCAGCAGUGUGAGGAGACCUGAAAGUGGCACAUGGCAGAGAAUGUGGCGAUAGAGACAGCAGCAAUGGGAGGCCGUACAGGCGACCCAUGACACACUCUGGACCUGGCAGCAGCAUGA